This is a messenger RNA of Hyalella azteca, 2721 nucleotides long. Its product is annotated as piggyBac transposable element-derived protein 4-like. Lineage: Eukaryota; Metazoa; Arthropoda; Malacostraca; Amphipoda; Hyalellidae. The transcript is spliced from 4 exons. The record is from RefSeq and is a predicted model, not a curated record. The coding region runs from base 176 to 2146 and encodes 656 amino acids.
UGGCAAAUUAUAUUGAUGUCAUGGAGAGUCAUGGAAAAGUCAUGGAAUUAUUUUUCUAAAUACAGAUUGGUCACCAACACUUGAGUUGCUUUCAAUUACAACUUGGACUUUCUUCCUAUUAAACAAUUUUUGAUCACUAAUAAGCUUCAGUUUAAAUUGGCACCUGAAAAAUUUAAUGAGUAUCAUAAUGAAUAAAAUGAAGGCAUGUAGUGCUGUGGUGCACAAUGUCUCUGAUGAUGCAGUCAACAGCAGCUGGCACGCUGAGCUGAACUCCCAAAUGUCUUCUCAAUCUUGCAAAGUUGAGUCUGAUGCAACAGAGGCCAGUGGCUCAUCUCCUCUGGAAAUGGUGGCAGUUUACAUCAAGGAUGAGCCUGAAGAUGGGAAAGAGGACAUAGCUGUGAAGGAGGAACCAAUAGAUAGUAAUGUAAAUAGGACAAGGAGGUACCUAACUAAGGAGGAGAUUGCAUCACUCUUGGAAGAAAUUGAAAGUGAUUUCAGCUCUAAUACUGAUAUUGAGAGUGACCAUGAGCCUACAAAGAACAGUGCAGUGUUUUCUCAUGAUCAAGCAGCCUCAUCUGACGAUGAUGAACAAUUUGUGAUACAGAUCACUUCUGAAGAAAAUGCCACUGAUAGCUGCAUCUCAACAUCACAAGAUGAACCUAAUCUGAGCAGAAAUGUCAGAAGAAAAUGGAGAAAAAAAGCUGAGAAAGCUAGCAACAUUGAGUUUAUUGACUACAAGGAAAAUUACAAGGACAUUUUAUCACCUCUUGAUUCUUUUUUAUUGUUUUUUGAUGAUGAUUUGCUCAAUAAAAUUAAUUAUGAAACCAAUCUGAAAUGCUCUCAGGCAGGAAAGGCUGCAGAUAUAUCUGUUGAUGAAAUAAAAACAUUCCUUGGCAUCAAUAUAGUAAUGGGAUACAACAGAUGUCCAACAAUUAAUUCUUACUGGAUGACUGGAGAUGACAUUGGAGUACAGUGCAUAAAAGAAGCCAUGUCAAGAGACAGGUUCUACAAAAUACUGCACCACCUUCAUCUCAAUGACAACAGCAAGAUGAACAGAAGCAAGGCAGACAAACUUUACAAAGUAAGGCCAUUAUUGAAAAUCUUGAAGCAGAAGUUUGAAGUCAUGAGAGGCCCACAAGAACAUCUAUCAGUUGGCAAAUUGAUUAUAAAGUUCAAGGGAAGAAGCAGCCUGAAGCAGUACAAUCCACUAAAGCCAAUCAAAAGAGGCUACAAAGUCUGGUGUUUAGCUGAUGAUGAGGGCUAUGUGUAUGACUUUGAUAUUUAUGCUGGAAAAAGUACUUCACAAAUUCCCUGCAGAGGAGCUUCACUGGGACUUGAAGCUGAUGUUGUCCUAAAGUUGACUGAGAAAUUGCAUGGCAAGAAUCAUAAAGUAUUCUUAGGCAAUUUUUUCUCAUCAAUACCAUUAUUGGAGACAAUGAAGGCGAACAAGAUUCAAGCAUGUGGAACAAUAAGGACUAACAGAAAAGAUUUUCCACAUCUUGAAUCAGAUAAAAAAUUGACCAGAGGUAAGUAUGACUAUCGAUCUACGACUGAUGGAAUAACUGUUUUCAAGUGGAUGGACUCAAAAGCAGUUCAUCUGAUUUCAAACUUUCAUGGAACUGAAAACUCGACAGUUUCCCAUAAGCUAAAAAAUGGUCAAAAAAUAAUUGUGAAAUGUCCUCUUGCCAUCAAAGACUACAAUGAACACAUGGGAGGGGUCGAGAGGCAUGACCAACUACGUCAACUGUAUGGCAUCAAGAGGAAAAACAUCAAAUGGUGGCAUUGCAUCUUCUUUGGAUUGCUUGACAUGGCCAUAGUCAAUUCAUUCAUACUGUAUAGAGAUGCUGGACACCCAACGAUUGAUCUCCUGGAUUACCGAAGAGAACUAGGCACUGGACUCCUGACAUUUUCAACAAAGCCAAAAACAAGCUGCAAGAGACGUAGAAAGAGUGACUUCUCGACUCCAGCUUCAGUGAGAUUGUCCAAUGUAGGAGUACAUUGGCCUCAGUUCAAUGUGUCCAGGGGCAGGUGCCAAGUGUGCUCGAAGAAGGGAGAAGAAGCAAGACCUGCCGUAGAAUGUGAACACUGCAAAGUGCAUCUCUGCUGCAACUCCGCAAGAAACUGCUUCAAAGAGUUUCAUCAGUGAUAGACUUUCUGUAUUGAUAAUAAGGACUAAUGCUUGUAGCAUUUGAAGUGUACGGUACAGGAUGUAAUGCAUGCUUGUAGUACAUCACGUAAAGACCAUAAAUUAUAGUAAAGAAAUUGCUACUUAUGUAGCUAUUGUUAACUCAGAAAGAAUAUAUUUUACCUGGUUAUUGUGAUAAGCUAAUUAUUUUCUUCUGUUUAUUGUGAUAGAUAUGGCAUUAUAUGCUACUGCACACGUUUGCCAAAGGAACUUUGUGGUACCAACGUACCAUUCAACUAUAACAUAUAUAUAUUAGCUUAAUAUUUUUUCUCACAAAAUUAGUAUUUUUCACAAUAAAUAUACUGGUGAUAAUGAUGCAUUUCUAUGAUUUCUAGCUCCAAAUUUGCCUGUAGGGCCAAGCAUUGAAUGUAAAAGAUACAUUUCAGCAAAUAACGGCAACAGAAGUGUAGCUACUGCAGCUCAAUGUUGCAAAAUCUUGUCACUUUAGCUGCAACCAUUCACUACCAGGACUCUCUAGUGCCAUAGAAUUUUCAUUGAAUUUUCACCAUAAACAUAUACCUAUUUAAUUUUUUUGU